Messenger RNA from Amoebophrya sp. A120, 1227 nucleotides. Lineage: Eukaryota; Dinophyceae; Syndiniales; Amoebophryaceae. The record is from the annotation of a GenBank genome assembly.
GCUCGUGCCACGAUUAAGCAGAUGUUUGACACUUCAAUUCACUCGAUGAGUUGAGGUCGGAACGAGGAAAGGAAUGCCAUGUUGAGGAACCUGCGUAACUUCUUUGCCCCCGGCGGGGGCAACGCGGAGGAGUCAGGGAGCACAGCGACGCAAGCGAGACCCUCAUCGCGGCUUUGGGGACUGCGGGGGUUCAACCACCCUGAUGUCGGGCCGCGGUUGGUGCACUGUGCGGUAUUGAUACAUCAAUCUGUGACGCGGAUGUAAUGUCACAGGAAAGUUGUGGAGUGGUCAAAGUCCCAGUCUGUGAAGAUGCUGGUACAUGAUGACUGAGUAGAAGCGCCAAAAGAAACCAAUUUCAAUACAACAGGCUGAGGAGUACGCAACGCCACAGAAGUACAUAGAUGGGGCGGAUAUACCGACGUUUUUCCAAUUUCAGUCGAAUAUGGUUACAGACGAGGACCAGAAGCCCGGUAUGCUCAGAAAUCUGGACGUCGAUAAGCGUUUGACCUUGCCGACGAGAACGCACAUACGUAAAUUCAUUUUAUGAAAAGUUUUUGCUUUUGUUUUGUGGGUGGUAGUUUCUUGCCGUUUCCAGUCAUGCGGUCUUGUGCGUGCACUGAGAAUUCUGUUAUUUGUAGUGUAGAUGGAAGCGGAAGGCUUGCUCCUGGACCUUCACACACGACACAAGACUUUCUUUUCUGUUGCGAUUUCAGGUUGCCUGAUCACAUCACAUGACGUGCUCCAUGCCUGGGCCGUGCCAGCACUGAACAUCAAGAUCGAUUGCGCACCAGGGCGCAUCAACCGUAUUUUUUCUACUUUCGAUCAGACUUUUGUUCUGAAAAAUAGGCUGCGUUCAAAACAGUGAAAAGUCUGCAUGCAAAACCAUUUUUGUUCCGAUAGGCAUCACUAUGAGGACUAUCGGUUGAAUUAUGGCAAACGCAAAAUUAACUCCGAGGUAUUUUCCUGUUUAUCCAGCGGGAGGGCGUGUAUUACGGCCAGUGCAGCGAGCUGUGCGGAAGUUUGCACGCCUUUAUGCCGGUCGUGAUUGAAGCGGUAUCGCCUGAACGAUAUGCGAAGCACGCAAAGAAGUGGUACGUCGAGUAGAAUUGAGAAGCAACAUGAGCAGCGGAAAUCUUUACGGAAGGAACAAAAAAAAACAAAGACACAGACAAACGCUUUGCGUUGCCGCGUCGCGUCGUUCGCAAUCGCAACGGACUUGUACUCCCA